AUGCCAGCGAACCCACCACCAACUGCUGCUGUUGCUCCAACUGUCCGUUUAGUUAUGGAGCCCUUGGUCUCGUAUAGAGUAUUUGUUGUUGGUCCUUCAACACGUUUGGCUGACAUGAUGCUGGACGACGAAGUUGUUAUCAUUAGAGUGGAAUGUAGAGUAGCACAAGCGCCAGAAGAUACAGAAGUCAGGUUUCCCACUGUAAAAGAAGAAGUUAAAGGUAUGUUACUAUAUUUUGUAUGUUAGUGUAAUUUAGGACAUUUUAUUAAUAAACUGAACUAAUUACUGUAAUAUAAGAAAAUAACUGUUAUUAUGCUUUAAAUUAAAAGUAUUUUAUGCUUACUGUGGCUCUAGCGCUAAUCAUUGAUAAAAGUCGUAAUUUACUUUUGUACACAAAAUUUCAACUGCUUCCAUUUCAGAUGCCGAAUGCAAAAUUUGCUACGAAACGGCUCCAGAAGCCGUCAAAUGUUUGCAUUGCAAGAAGUGGGUGGCUUGCGUACCAUGUGCUACAAAAUGGAUUCAAAGUCGCCGAGAAGAAAGAGCACCACAAGCUUGUCCAUGGUGUCGCGCAGAUUGGACAGAUUUAGAAAAAAGUGUCGUCAAGAACGCUUAA
Molecule: messenger RNA, 613 nt
Organism: Bursaphelenchus okinawaensis
Lineage: Eukaryota; Metazoa; Nematoda; Chromadorea; Rhabditida; Aphelenchoididae
Source: the annotation of a GenBank genome assembly